Nycticebus coucang (slow loris) is the source of this 5174-nucleotide messenger RNA. It is a transcript of the gene SDC3, whose product is annotated as syndecan 3. Gene Ontology annotation, biological process: cell migration. NCBI's taxonomy places the organism in Eukaryota, Metazoa, Chordata, Mammalia, Primates, Lorisidae. The transcript has 5 exons. Gene Ontology annotation, cellular component: membrane; cell surface. The record is from RefSeq and is a predicted model, not a curated record. Bases 120 to 1478 code for a protein of 452 amino acids.
CGAGCCGCGCGUCGGUCCAGCCGCCCGGCCGCGCCGCCGCCGCCGAGCAGCCGCCCCGCGUGCCGCGCCUCGGGAACAAAGGCGCCCGCCCGCAGCCCACCGCCCGCCGCGCCGCCGCCAUGAAGCCCGGGCCACCGCACCGCGCCGGGGCCGCCAGCGGGGCGGGCGCCGGGGCCGGGGCCGCGGCCGGGCCCGGGGCCCGCGGGCUGCUCCUGCCGCCGCUGCUGCUGCUGCUGUUGGCGGGGCGCGCCGCGGGGGCUCAGCGCUGGCGCAGUGAGAACUUCGAGAGGCCUGUGGACCUUGAGGGCUCCGGAGACGACGACUCCUUUCCUGAUGAUGAGCUGGACGACCUAUACUCAGGGUCGGGUUCAGGCUACUUCGAGCAGGAGUCGGGCAUUGAGACAGCCAUGCGGUUCAGCCCAGAUGUGGCCCUGGCGGUGUCCACUACGCCUGCUGUGCUGCCUACUAUGGACAUCCAGCCUGUGGGCACUCCAUUUGAAGAGCUCCCUUCUGAACGACCCACCCCGGAGCCAGCCACCAACCCCCUGGUGGUGACAGAUGUCCCAGAAGAGUCCAGCCAGAGAGCUACUACCAUCACCACCACCAUGGCCACCACUACUGCCGUGACCACAGGAGCCACAACCACAGCAGCCACCACCACAGGCUCCCCGACUGUGGCCACAGUGCCUGCUACAGUGGCUGCUGCCAUCCCCAGCACCCCUGCGACACCCCCUUCCACAGCUACCACUGCCAUCAUAAGGACCACCGGCAUACGGAGGCUUCUGCCUCUUCCACUGACCACGGCAGCCACAGCCCAGGCCACAAUCCCUGGGGUGCUCUCCCCUCCCACUACAGUGGAUGUCUUGGACACCGAGGCUUCCAUGCCCAGGCUGGUCAGCACAGCUACCUCCCGGUCAAGAGCCCUUCCCAGGCCCACUGCCACCCAGGAGCCUGAUGCCCCAGAGAGGAGCACUCUGCCCUUGGGAACCACUGCCCCUGGACCCACAGAGGUGGCUCAGACCCCAGCUCCAGAGUCCUUCUUGACCACAGUCCGGGAUGAGCCAGAGGUGCCAGUGAGCGGGGGGCCCAGUGGAGACUUUGAGCUGCCAGAGGAAGAGACCACACAGCCAGACACAGCCAAUGAGGUGGUGGCUGUAGGAGGGGCUGCAGCCAAGCCAUCACCUCCACCAGGGACACUGCCCAAGGGUGCCCGGCCAGGCCCUGGCCUCCUGGACAAUGCCAUCGACUCAGGCAGCUCAGCUGCUCAGCUGCCUCAGAAGAGCAUCCUGGAGCGGAAGGAGGUGCUUGUAGCUGUCAUUGUGGGCGGGGUGGUGGGCGCCCUCUUCGCUGCCUUCUUGGUCACACUGCUCAUCUACCGCAUGAAGAAGAAGGAUGAGGGCAGCUACACACUGGAGGAGCCCAAGCAGGCGAGCGUCACAUACCAGAAGCCUGACAAGCAGGAGGAGUUCUAUGCCUAGCGGAGCCACAGUGCCUCCCUGCAGCCUCAACAUUGCCCCUCUGUCCAGUCCCCAUCCUGGCCCCACCAUCCCAGGCCUGGGACUGGGCCUGGGAAAGAGCCUGGCCCCAGUUCGUUCUUCUCUGCCCUCCCUCCCCUGCCCAGGCCGCCGGCCUCACACAGAUCUUCCUCAAGGAACAAGAGGCACUGCCCUGCCCCAGCCUGUGCCCUGACGAGCUCAUCUCUUGUUCCUCCUCCAAACCUGGGGUGUCAGGGCCUCACGUCAGAUGCACAGGAAGAAGGAAGCUCCUGGUUGGCUGGUGAAAGUAUGGGGCUUGAGAUGGGCUCGGGCCCCGACCUGGCCCCCAGAGGGCUUUCUGAGGUCUCCUUUUGGGGGGCAGAAAGGCACUCAGGCUGGUUUCCAGGACAAACUUUUAGCAAACUCAGCCCCUGAAAUCAUCUAGAUACUGCAACCUCUCACUCCUGUCCCAGGGCCUCUCUCUGCUUGGGUGAGAGGGUGUCCCUUGUUGCUGGCCUGUUUUGUCCUGCCUCUGUGGGGUUGUUGGGUAAGUCUCCCUUUCCCCGCCAAGUGCACACAUGCCUCAGGCUUCACUUCUUCCUGUGUCUUCCCCUGAGGAAACAGCUUCCUGAGAGUGCUAGGGCAGCCACUGUUGAGAAUGGGCUGCUCUGAUGUACCUCCUUUGAGGGCACUCUGAACGGACACCAUUGCCCACAUUGUCAUAGUCAUACACAGACAAAAGCCUGGAAUGACAAAAUCGAACACAAUCCUGACCACUCAGCCAGUCAAGACGUAUCACGCCUUCUUCCAGAGAUGUUUAUCCUCAUGUAUUGCUUAUACCCCUGGCCACUGACCACAAUGCAAGUCACUAGUCAUGGUCACCUAACAGUGACAGCAUAGCCUCUCCCUCACCCCCAGUACACACACGUUCUGGGACCACACAUGUUGUCUCCAGCUCAUUGGGAGGGUGGAAUCAAGCCAGAACAAUCAGCCCAUAUUGGGUCACCCUGAGUUGCCCCAUCAUUCAGUCCCAUGCCAUGGUACCCACACCAGCCACACGGCCACCAAUCCUGUCCCAUGUCACACACAAUCCGACAUGGAUGCACCCCACAGGACCCUGUUCUCGACAUUGGAGGGAAGCAGGUGGGCCCAUGCCUUUCCUGGAGUGUGAGGCCAUGAGCCCUCUCAGGGCAGUGCAUGCUGGGUGGGCCUGGCCUAACCCCUGCCUGCUCCCCUCCACUUUAUAGCUCACAAAAGGGGAGGCUCAGAGCCAGCCCUCCACCAGCUGGGAGCCUGGGGCUCUCUGAGCCCUUGGAAAGAAGGGGUUGGUUCCUGAAAUUUGGCCCUAGGCAAUGGAGGGUGCUUAGGUCUCCCAGGACCAAAGGCUCUGAGUGGGGAGGGGGCAUAUGGUCAGGCUCCUAGUGUCCCUGUGUCCCUUCCCUGCUCUGAGCUAGGGGGUUGACUCUGCCUCCAAGGACACAAGUCCCCAAAGUGCCUGUGAGGGCGGGCCCUCUGCCCAUGCCCUCUGCACCCUCCGCCUGGCCGGGCCAACCUCAGCCCUUAACCCACCCUAGAGCCCUCCCCGGGACAGCUACCCACCAUUUGGUCAAACAACUUAGGCAGUUCCGGCUGCAGCUGGAGGGGCCCACAGCUGGAAGCAGCCUGUGCAGGACAGAGUGGGGUAUGUCACUGGCCCAGCCUUCUCCUUUGUUACCCUGGCAACUGGGGCUAUUUCCAUAGGUGUUUUAAACAUGGGGCCACAAAUCUCCUUUUGGGGAAGGCAUGCUUGGCGGGGCUCUUGGAGCCAAAGGGACAAGGUGUGAGUUGUGAUUGGCUGGCAGCCACACCCACCUCUCGCCUAUAGCCCAGGUUCUAGUCGGGAAGGCAGGUUUUAUUUCUGUUCCCUUUUCAGGGUUUCCUGGCAGUGGGGCUUCUACAAGGUGAGGGUGGGGGUGUCAAGGCAGCAAGGGCCAGGUUCUGGAGAGCUAUUUUUUCCAGGAGUCCUCCUAGACCAAACUCCAUCUUCCAGACCCAAAGCUCCCCUUACCAGUGCCCAGAGCCUUGGGAGGGAGUCAGCUGGUCCCACCACUGAGGCCAGGGUGGGAGUUGGGGGGCAGCCUGGUCCUGGAGAUGUGCAGUGGGUGGCUUGGCCUCAGUCAUCCCUGGGGCAGAGAGCUGGGGAACACUGGGAGGAGGAUACCAAAAGUCCCAACCUCCCUAGCACAGGCACAACAGCUCUGGUGAGAAUGCCUGGGCAAGAUGAGGCUGAGAAACCAGGGAGGCAGAGGGGAAGAGGGUCAGGUCCCUGGAGACCCAGCAGUGGGUGCAGCCGGCCUUACUCCGCACAGCCCCAGGGCUGACGUCUGGCUUGGGGCAUCAUCUCCUGGCCCUGCCUCUCUUAUCUGAAUCCUCAGCAUUUGAGAGAAGAGGCCCAUGGCCUUGUUCACGGUUCCCUAGACCUGAGGCUUUAUGGAGGCUGUAUCCUCAUGACAUUUAACAGUCCGACUAGCUCAAAUCCAAUUCUGCCAGGCUGGCUGGGGCAAAGCAGUCAAAGUUGGGCUAAAAGGACAGGCUGGCAUUCUCUGAGUGCAGUGUGGGUACAGGGCCCUCAUGCCCUCUCCUGCCCACUGUGUGCAGUGGGAUGAGUGUGGGGUCUGUGCAAAUUCGUCCGCCUAUGUCCCAGUGCUCCUGGGGAGGGUAUCCUGUGGGCCAUGGCAUUUUCUGGAAGCAUGACAAAUUCUAAAUGAGAGGGAGCUUAUGUGGCUUGAGGGCCUUCCUGGGGCCUUGGCUGCCAGAGAGCACGUGGCUAGCUGGAGCCUAAAGAGUUGGGGGUCGAGCUUACCCUGGACUCCGUCCCCAGGGCCAGACAGGGAUCUUGCCUGAAAGGCUUGUCCCUUUAAUUGUUGGAGGCAUAUGGGUGGCAGUGUGGGUGGGGCUGGGCUGGCCUGCAGGCAGGGCUUAGGGUGCUUGGGCAGACCUGCUGAGGUUGGCAGAGAUGCCUGUCAGGCCUACAGGUGGGGCCCUUGGCUGCAGGGAGCAGACCCAUCUUAGCCUCUUGGGGCUGGGUUGGCCUCUUGCUCAUCCUUCUGGAUUUUUUCUCCUGACAGCCACGGCCCUGGAUUUGCCUCUUUAGGCCUCCUGCCUGUAAAUAGAAGCCCACAAACUGUGUACAGAUUUAGAGAUUCCCAGACUGGGCCCCGGGAGUUGCCAUCUGAGGGCUGAUGGCCCCAGCAUCCCAGGUGCCCCUAGGGCACCUCAGUGCAUCCGGCCUCAGCGUGAUGAAUGCAUGUACAUAUUUUUUGUAGGCAGCGUGGCUCCAGAGAGCCCCUGAAGACAGUGUCCCACCCGACCCCCACCCCCUGAGUCCUCUCUCCUGUACAGAGCCCUCCAAGAACCGGCCUGGGAUGGGUGGGAGUCUGUCCUUCCUUCUUCCCGGCCUUCCCCAUCCUCUCCCUCUCCUGUAACCUGUUUAUUAACUGUACCUGUCCCAAAUUCAUGGCCAAAACUUUAAAUAAGGAAAAAUGGAGGAAAAAGACAAUGGGAAAAAGAGACCAAGGCAUCUGCCCCACUGUGGGUACUCACCUGUCCCAGCCUUGAGAAGGAACUGGGUCUUUUUGGUUUUGUUGUUUCUUAUUCUUUGUUUUAACAUUUCCUGUGCUGUGCCCAUUUAUAAGAGGAAAUAAAAUUAAGCUAAAAUGA